This is a messenger RNA of Globicephala melas (long-finned pilot whale), 1624 nucleotides long. RefSeq names its product spermatogenesis associated 9 (gene SPATA9). The record is from RefSeq and is a predicted model, not a curated record. NCBI's taxonomy places the organism in Eukaryota, Metazoa, Chordata, Mammalia, Artiodactyla, Delphinidae.
AUGCCAGUCAAACCUGUUGGGCGGAUAUGUGGGCAGAUGUUGAAGAACUUCUCUGGAAGAAUCGAGGGGAUCCAGAAAGCAAUCAUGGUCCUUAAAGAUAAGUUUAAAGAUGAAUUCCCUACCGUCCUAAGAUUAUCACAGUCUAAUCAGAAAAGAGAACCCGUGCAAAAAACAUCCAAAAUCAGAAUGGCUGUUGCUUUAGCCAAGAUCAACCGAGGAACAUUAAUUUGAGGAUUAAACAGCAUAUCCAGAUCCUCCAAAUCAGUUGCCAGACUUCUGCAGCCUCAGCUUGCUUGCAGACUUUUAGAGUUAAGGGACGUAUCUCUUCGUCUGCUCAAGGAAGUUAAUGCACCAAAGCAACCCCUAUAUAACAUGCAGGUCAGAAACGGAUCUUUGUUUGAAAUCAUUUCUUUCCCAGCAAAGACUGCUUUAACUAGCAUAAUGUAUGCUUCAUACGCAGCACUCAUUUAUUUGACAGUCUGUGUUAAUGCUGUGCUGGAGAAGGUAAUGACAAUUUUCCAAGAAGAAGAAUCCAUAAGGCAAAACAGAGGGGAGAGUGAAAAUCUUAGAAAAGCCUUUUCUGAGCCUGUGCUUUCUGAGCCUCUGUUUCCUGAAGGUGAAAUCAAAGCAAAACCUUACAGGUCAUUACCGGAGAAGCUGGAGAAUAUUUCAGAUCGCCCCAGACUUCCUGCUAAUAAGUUGAGGAAUAAGAUCCAGGUUUUACAUUCUGUGUUUGACCCAUCAACUGAAAUGAAUGAAUGAGCAAAUCUGAACUUAAAUAUCACUGAACAGAGCUUAAGAGUUAUCUAAUGACAUUGCAUCUGACAAAAUUAGGAAACUAGUUUUCAUAUUCUAACUGCUCUGCUUUGAAAAAAUAAAAACGGUCGGGGGGACUACUGCUAAAAUGUCAUUCUCAAGUAUUUAUAUGGUGGAGAAAAUAAAAUAAUCGAUGUAGUAUAUAUGACUAUGGAUAUUUUUUAAUGAACCAGAAAAUUGGUGGGUUAGACGCUAUGCUAUGGUUUAUAAUAUGGGCAUGUUUAUAAUAUGUUUAUGUUUUUAUUAGAGACUCAUUUAGAGUAUCUCUCCAAUUACUUAUCUGGGAGGGGAAAAAACCCUCCCUGUUAAAAUGCUACAUAUCUUUUUCAGAGAUAAUAAAAGGAUAUAUAUAUUUUCUAUCUACAGGCUGUAUAGUUUCAGUCUGCCUAUUAUCAGUUAUUUUAAAACUCAUCUGUAAAGUUAUGAAGAACUUGUAAUUCAUAGAUGUAAAUUUAUAAAACAAAAUAUUGUUUACAAAUCUGAUGAGGUCUGUAUAUGAGAGCAGGACAUGACAUGACAUUUUUAAUUUCCACAUCUAGAGGAACAAAUUAAGAACCAGAAGCCAAGUCCAUAUGACUCAUUGUUGCCACUGGAUCCUGAGAAAAAAUGCUUGUGAUUGGCCCUGCAAACCAGGGUCCUGGUUUUGCCUGCAGGAGGUACUUUGGUUUCCGCCAUGCAUUUUAAAAUCUGGACACAUGUUAAGUCACUGGAGGAUUAGCACCUGAUAUAAUAGGCUGGGAUGUACCCAUCCCAGAGAUGGCACAUUUCCUGUACCUGAUGAGUAGCUGCUGCCAAAAAUAGUAUUUAU